Molecule: messenger RNA, 963 nt
Organism: Colletotrichum truncatum
Lineage: Eukaryota; Fungi; Ascomycota; Sordariomycetes; Glomerellales; Glomerellaceae
Product: serine threonine-protein phosphatase 4 catalytic subunit
Cellular component (GO): FAR/SIP/STRIPAK complex
Molecular function (GO): protein serine/threonine phosphatase activity
Source: RefSeq, a predicted model, not a curated record
AUGCCCGGACUUCCAGCUUCCGUCGAUCUCGACGAGUGCAUUUCGCGCUUGUACAAGAGAGAGCUCCUCGCCGAAUCCGUCAUCGAGGCCAUCUGUGCCAAAACGAAGGAGCUUCUCAUGCGCGAGAGCAACGUUGUCCACGUUCGCGCCCCCGUCACCGUCGUCGGCGAUAUCCACGGGCAAUUCUACGACCUUAUUGAGAUCUUCAAGAUUGGCGGAUGGUGCCCAGACACCAACUAUCUGUUCCUAGGAGACUACGUCGACAGAGGCAUGUUCAGCGUCGAGACCAUUUCUUUGCUUGUGUGCUUGAAACUUCGAUACCCCAACCGCGUUCAUUUGAUUCGAGGCAACCAUGAGUCUCGCGGCGUCACCCAGUCCUACGGCUUCUAUACGGAAUGCUCGAGGAAAUACGGCAAUGCCAAUGUGUGGCAUUACUUUACCGACAUGUUUGACUUUUUGACCCUGAGCGUCGUGAUCAACGACAAGAUCUUUUGCGUGCACGGCGGUCUCUCCCCCUCCAUCCACUCGAUCGACCAAAUCGUCAUCAUCGACCGCUUCCGCGAAAUCCCCCACGAAGGCCCCAUGGCCGAUUUAGUCUGGUCCGACCCAGACCCCGAACGAGAUGAAUUCUCCCUAAGCCCCCGCGGAGCCGGCUACACAUUUGGAGCUCAGGUGGUGAAGAAGUUCCUGGCGGUCAACAACAUGGACCACAUCCUGAGAGCUCACCAGCUCUGCCAGGAGGGCUUCCAGGUUCUCUACGACGACCGCCUCAGCACGGUCUGGAGUGCGCCCAACUACUGCUACCGGUGCGGCAACAUGGCCAGCGUGCUGGAGGUCAGCGACACGGGCGAGAGGUUCUUCAAUGUCUUCGCUGCGGCUCCGGAGAACGACCUGCACAAGGACAUGCAGCCUGGUUCAGAAAAGACGGCGGACGGGAAUGCACUCCCCGAUUACUUCCUGUAG